GCUUUGCCGCAAUUGCCACGCGUUCUAACAGGGCCUCACCACCCUCUCUUUCUAUAAACGUCUUUCCCUCUCUCUUGAUUCCCCUCUGGAUCAUGCUCUUCCUCCUGCUUCUGCUUCUGCCAAUUUCAAGCGGUCGUGGUUGUGGGAGGAGGGAUUAAUAAGGGCAUUGGGAUUUCCCCAUUUGCUCCUUCUUCAAUUCCCUCUAAGAUACACAUCCAUGCCUCCCAGCAAGUUCAAUUCCGCUGGAGAAGGAAACUUUUCUGGCCCAAUGGCGGAUAAUGGUUUAUUUAAUGCAAAUUCUCUGUUAAAUUCUGAGAAGGCUGUCCAGGAGCUUCUUGAACGGUCUCCAUUAAUGGAGACUGAUGAUCACCUUAUUGAGUUUUCAGAGGCCUUGAGAACUGUUGCAAAAGCAUUAAGAAAGGCAGCUGAGGGAAAGGCUGCUUCGCAGGCUGAGGCUGCUGAAUGGAAGCGUAAAUUUGAACUGGAGAGGACUAGAAAUCUUCAACUCGAGCAUAAAGGGCAGUCACCAGUAGAAUGCAAUGGUCAUAAUAAUAAGAGGUCAAGGAUCCUAAGCCCACAAGCCACGGAGCAAUCAGAAUGGUGUUGUGGAUCAAAUGGAAUAUGUUCUCAUGAAAUUCUCCAAGAUCGGGACAUCAAUUCUAUUUCUCAGAUGGCGUCUAAAAAAUAUACGAGAAAGGCACCAUUUAAACUUUCAUGGUGCUGCAAUGGUGAGCAUAGUGAUCGGCACAAGCACGAUGUUGUCUCCUUUGAGAAAGGAAACAUAACAACUGCAGAGCGUAGCAGUAGACAGAUUUCUUUGAAGUGGGAAUCUCAACCUCAGACCGUGCUUAUAUUGACCAAACCAAACUCAAUAUCGGUUCGAAUUCUUUGUUUUGAGAUGGUCAGAUGGUUGAGAGAGCAUAAAGGUCUUCACAUUUAUGUUGAACCACGUGUCAAAAGUGAGCUUCUGACAGAGUCAGACUACUACAAUUUUGUACAUACAUGGAAAGACGACAAGGAGAUUAUGCUCCUCCACACGAAAGUUGAUCUCGUGGUUACCCUUGGUGGAGAUGGAACUGUACUUUGGGCAGCAUCAAUGUUUAAAGGACCAGUUCCUCCACUUGUUCCGUUUUCUUUAGGGUCUCUCGGUUUCAUGACUCCUUUUCACAGUGAGCAUUACAAAGAAUGCUUGGAUUCAGUUCUAAAGGGUCCAAUUAGUAUCACAUUGCGACACCGACUACAGUGCCAUGUUAUUAGAGAUGCAGCAAGAAACGAAUACGAAACUGAAGAACCUAUACUCGUGCUGAAUGAGGUUACAAUUGAUCGCGGAAUAUCAUCGUACCUUACGAAUUUGGAAUGUUAUUGUGACAGUUCCUUUGUAACUUGUGUCCAAGGGGAUGGGCUGAUUCUAUCAACAACUUCUGGCAGCACAGCAUACUCAUUGGCUGCUGGGGGAUCAAUGGUUCAUCCUCAGGUUCCCGGAAUUCUAUUUACUCCGAUAUGCCCACACUCCUUGUCGUUUCGACCCUUGAUAUUUCCAGAAUACGUAACAAUACGUAUACAAGUACCUUUCAAUAGCAGGGGGCAUGCAUGGGCAUCCUUCGAUGGGAAGGACAGGAAACAAUUGGCAGCAGGAGAUGCACUUGUAUGCAGCAUGGCACCUUGGCCAGUGCCUACAGCGUGCCAGGCAGACUCGACAAACGACUUCUUGCGCAGCAUUCACGAUGGCCUUCACUGGAAUCUAAGAAAAACACAGUCUUUCGAUGGACCUCGAGAUACAUGACUGAAGUUUUAGAGCUUCUUAUGGUUAGUAUUUAUAUUCUAUAACAUAUUUUAGUUGUGGCUCAGGACUAAAAAGAUGUGUAGCAGAGGGGGAAAAUGGUAGAGAAUCACUAAAUAAGAGUAAUUUUCUGUCAUAUUAUUUAUGUAUGGUUUAAGGUGAAGGCUCAAGCUGAUGAGAGCCCAUAUCUUAAGUUGUAACAAAUUUUUGAUAAGUAAGCAAUAGAUCGUUGCAAUCUUACUGUUCUCA
Messenger RNA from Cucurbita maxima (winter squash), 2029 nucleotides. Its product is annotated as NAD(H) kinase 1-like. The transcript is spliced from 11 exons. The record is from RefSeq and is a predicted model, not a curated record. NCBI's taxonomy places the organism in Eukaryota, Viridiplantae, Streptophyta, Magnoliopsida, Cucurbitales, Cucurbitaceae. The coding region runs from base 218 to 1783 and encodes 521 amino acids. Gene Ontology annotation, biological process: NADP+ biosynthetic process; NAD+ metabolic process. Gene Ontology annotation, molecular function: NAD+ kinase activity.